CGCGGAGACGCGGAAGCGGCGUCCGGCGGCACCCGGCUCCCAGCGCUCCCAGGCGCGUUCGGUCGGCCGGGCGGGCGGCGGCGGCGGGAUGGAGCCCGCGACCGCGCCCCAGCCCGACAUGGCGCCGGAGCUGACCCCGGAGGAGGAGCAGGCCACCAAGCAGUUUCUUGAAGAGAUUAACAAGUGGACAGUUCAGUACAAUGUUUCCCCCCUCUCUUGGAAUGUGGCUGUCAAGUUCCUCAUGGCCCGGAAGUUUGAUGUGCUCCGUGCCAUAGAGUUGUUCCACUCCUACAGAGAAACACGAAGGAAGGAAGGCAUUGUGAAGCUGAAACCUCAUGAGGAACCUCUCCGUUCUGAGAUCCUUAGUGGGAAAUUCACCAUCUUAAAUGUUCGGGACCCAACAGGAGCCUCCAUUGCCCUCUUCACUGCCAGAUUGCAUCACCCCCACAAGUCAGUCCAACAUGUGGUACUUCAGGCUCUGUUUUACUUGCUAGACAGAGCUGUGGAUAGCUUUGAAACUCAGAGGAACGGACUGGUGUUUAUCUAUGACAUGUGUGGUUCUAAUUAUACCAACUUUGAACUGGAUCUUGGCAAGAAAGUCCUAAACCUGCUGAAGGGAGCAUUUCCUGCUCGUUUGAAAAAAGUACUGAUUGUGGGAGCACCAAUAUGGUUCCGAGUGCCCUAUUCCAUCAUCAGCCUCCUCCUGAAGGACAAAGUCCGGGAGAGGAUUCAGAUAUUAAAGACAUCUGAGGUCACCCAGCACCUGCCCAGGGAGUGCCUUCCAGAAAACCUGGGUGGGUACGUCAAAAUUGACCUCGCGACUUGGAAUUUCCAGUUCCUACCCCAGAUGAACGGCCACCCAGACCCCUUCGAUGAGAUCAUCCUGUUCUCCCUCCCUCCUGCCUUAGACUGGGACUCAGUACAUGUUCCAGGCCCCCACGCCAUGACCAUCCAAGAGUUGAUGGACUAUGUUAGCACCAGGCAAAAGCGGGGGAUAUAUGAGGAGUAUGAAGACAUCCGCCGUGAGAACCCUGUUGGCACUUUCCACUGUUCUAUGUCUCCAGGAAACCUAGAGAAGAACCGCUAUGGGGAUGUACCCUGCCUGGACCAAACUAGAGUGAAGUUGACCAAACGAAGUGGCCACACUCAGACAGAUUACAUCAAUGCCAGUUUCAUGGAUGGCUACAAGCAGAAGAAUGCUUACAUUGGUACACAAGGCCCUUUGGAGAAUACUUAUCGUGAUUUCUGGCUCAUGGUAUGGGAGCAAAAAGUCCUGGUGAUUGUCAUGACCACCCGCUUUGAGGAAGGCGGCAGGAGAAAGUGUGGCCAGUACUGGCCAUUAGAAAGAGACUCUCGGAUCAGAUUUGGCUUCCUCACGGUGACCAAUCUAGGCGUGGAGAACAUGAACCAUUAUAAGAAAACAACGCUAGAAAUUCACAACAUAGAGGAGCGGCAGAAACGCCAGGUGACCCACUUUCAGUUCCUGAGCUGGCCAGAUUAUGGUGUCCCUUCCUCGGCAGCUUCUCUCAUCGACUUCUUGAGAGUAGUCAGGAACCAGCAGAGGCUGGCUGUCAGCAGUAUGGGAGCGCGUUCCAAAGGGCAGUGCCCUGAGCCACCCAUUGUCGUCCACUGCAGUGCAGGCAUUGGCAGGACAGGUACCUUCUGCUCACUGGACAUCUGCCUGGCACAGCUGGAGGAGCUUGGCACCCUUAAUGUGUUCCAGACGGUGUCCCGCAUGAGGACCCAGAGGGCCUUCAGCAUCCAGACCCCUGAGCAGUACUAUUUUUGCUACAAGGCGAUCCUGGAGUUUGCAGAGAGGGAGGGCAUGGUGCCUUCCAGUCACAACCUCCUGGCCAUGGAGGGUCAGUAACUGUCCCACGAUCCUCCCAUGUGCUGGCCAGCCUUCCUUAAACUACCCUGGACACCGCUGAGCCUAUAGGUUGCCGUCAGUUAUGCUGAAGCAAUGGACCAACCUCUUCCUCGUGUCUCCUGGCGCACUCGUGCACACAAGGCAGCCGUUCCCCUUUGGCUAGAUAGAUGUGGUGAAAUUGCCACUAGAGAGGGCCAGCAGCAAUGUGUUCUUAAUUCCUAGCACCUGCUAUCGAACUGUGCCUUAUUAAAACCAAAUUGUGGCUAUCGGUUUUUGCCAGGGGCCCCGAGGUAAGUGGGGAAGGAAACUCCCUCCCCCCUUUCCCAAUGCCAUUCUCCUUCUUGAGGUCUCUUUCCCAUUCCUUCCCUUUGCUAGGAUUUGAUGGGGAGGUUUGAUGAGCAUCCACCUUCCUUCCCAGAGAGCUUGACCAAGUUACAUACUCUAGAGAACGUCCCGAGUGCCAAGCACGUUUAUACCUAGGGCGUGUAUUCCAGUCUUUUCUGUCAUUCUGUGUGUGUGUGUGUGUGUGUGUGUAUGCGUGCAUGUGCGCGCGCACUUACAUGUAUGGGUCCAUAUGUACGUGUGUAUAUAAUAUAUAUUGUAUGUAAUAAUAUGGUCGUAUUCUAUAAAUACAUAUACACAGAGAUACUCCUUUGUAGACUUUCCUGGGGCUCCGUGUUGCAGUUCAGGACUCUUUGCUUCGUGGACCCAGCUGUUUAUCCUGGACUAGCUGGGGCUGGGGAUCACAUCCCUUGUUGUCAGACUGCAGAGUGGUGGAAGAGAACACACACACACAUCCACUCCUCAUGCUCCUGCCACAGGCCCUCAUUCUUACGUAAGGACUUACCUCUUUCCAGAAUACUGGAGCCAAGAAUUCUGAUUUAUGGUGACACUGGUUUAACUUAGCAUGAAUUGC
This is a messenger RNA of Odobenus rosmarus divergens (Pacific walrus), 2786 nucleotides long. It is a transcript of the gene PTPN9, whose product is annotated as protein tyrosine phosphatase, non-receptor type 9. The coding region runs from base 89 to 1870 and encodes 593 amino acids. Lineage: Eukaryota; Metazoa; Chordata; Mammalia; Carnivora; Odobenidae. The record is from RefSeq and is a predicted model, not a curated record. Gene Ontology annotation, biological process: protein dephosphorylation. Gene Ontology annotation, molecular function: protein tyrosine phosphatase activity. The transcript is spliced from 13 exons.